Trypanosoma cruzi is the source of this 1437-nucleotide messenger RNA. RefSeq lists its product as uncharacterized. The transcript has a single exon. The record is from RefSeq and is a predicted model, not a curated record. Bases 1 to 1437 code for a protein of 478 amino acids. Lineage: Eukaryota; Euglenozoa; Kinetoplastea; Trypanosomatida; Trypanosomatidae.
AUGAGACGUGGCGGCACCCAUUUGCCUCCCUCUGCCUUUGUGCCGAAGUUAAGUAUCAACAGGAGCGGGGACUCGCUGCCUGAGCGCCCUGACUUGGACGCUUUGGGCAACGAAAGGCAUGAUCCAUUCACCACCAACUCAAAUGCCACUUUGGGAGGAUCACGAGGCUGGAAUGCGUUCACCAGCGCUGCCGCCACCGCCACCGACAGCAUCAACAAUAACAACAACAACAACAGCAGCAGGUACACCAACAACAACGAAACAAUAAGUGCCUAUGAUCAAAGCUCCCCGACGCCACACAACACGAGUGCGCUUUUCUUUGCAGGAACUUCGAAGUUGAAGGUGUCUGGUAAGAGUGUUGACUCCUCGCGAUUGGAUGAACCGUGCCACGGAAACAUAAUUAAGGGGUAUGCCAGUGCCAGAAGCAACAAUGAUAUUGGGAGGGCAAACAAACGGAAUGAAAUCAAUAGUGGCUUGGCGACUUUUGCCAAGCACGACGAUACGCGUGGCCCGGUUUCUCGAGGUUGGCAGAGGGUGGCCCACCAUUUCAUGCAUGGUAAUCUUCGAGGUGCUUCUGCACCCGCUAAAGCAGGGCGAGCACUGCGCGGCGACAUGGGAAGAAUCACAUCCAGCACACCGCAUUCCUCAUCGUUCGAAGACUCUUUUUCCUCGUCCACAUCGGAAGAUUCAGAAUUGCCGUUUAGGGAUUCGGCCCUCUUUGAUCUGGACGUAGAACCUGUUGUGCCACCGGAGGUCUUGUGUGCAUCCCAAUCGCACGUCUUUGCAUGGGCGCGGCAUCCACGUCAUGCCAUUAUUUUAAGUUUGUUCCGUAGCCGCGGGUUUGUUUUGCCACGGUACGCUGAUCUUGUGGAGUAUCACAUGUCGGAGGUGUUCCUUCACUACAUUGACCUUUGCUGCCGGGGGGCAUACUUCGUCCGCUACCAGGCCAAGUCGUCGCCAAAGGAACGUUUCUUCAGUAUUCGCAUGCUUCCCCGUGACAUGACAACACGAUUCUCAGAGAAGAUUCCGUAUUUGGCGUGGACCAUGCAUCGCGCUGGAGUUCAACUUGCAGGCUGCGUCCCUCUAGAGCAGCUUGUGGGAAUCACCGUCAACACUCGCUCGGCGUCAUUUCGGCCAAACUUUUUGUCCUUGCACACGAUUCGAGGGCCACGGGUCGACAAUCAUCGCCUGAAGCUUCCGACUGAAGGCGGAUUUUCCCUUUGGUUUAUUGACCGUCACCAUGGCACCGCGAGGAGUGUGGACCUCCUUACAUGUAACCCAACGGUACUAGACGUAUGGACAAAGGCUUUUAAGGGCUUAGUGAGCGUGAACAGCUCUUCUCUUGUGCAGGUUCCUCUAACAAGUGCGGGUGUCUCUUCUGAAAUGGAGAAGCUGACAAAAGAGGCGCAACAGCAGGUGGAGAAAAGUCUUCUUUAG